AUCGAGUGGAGACUUUUUAGAGUGAUUACAAUAAAUAGUUUAUUUCUUGACCCUAUGAAUAACAAAUAUUUUACUUCAAAUCAAGAGGAGAAUACUGGGGCUUACAUGUUGUACCAAAGUUAGCGGUUUCACUUUUAGUCUGAUUUUACAAUGGGUCAUACAAAACAGUUGUCUUUCAAAAAAUUUUGUAUUAAAAUAUUAUUCAUUCAAAAUUUAAAAGUUAAAAAAAAUUGCAAAGCUAAAUUUUUUAAACGCAAAUAUUGAAUUAAAUUUAUGAACUUCACCAACAAGGUUGUGUUAGUAACUGGCACCGCGUCAGGAAUUGGCGCUGCUACUGCAGUUCGUUUCUCGGAGCUUGGUGCCAAGUUAGCCAUUGUCGAUCUCAGCGCCGAGGGACUUAAAACGACAGCUAAGAAUUGCAUAAAAUGUGCCAAGUCAAAAGAUCAAGGCGAACCACUUCAAAUAGUCGGGGACGUUAGCAAGCCAGAAGAUUUAGAAUGCAUUGCUAAGUCAACGCUUAAAAAAUAUAAACAACUGGAUGUGUUAGUAAACAAUGCCGGUAUUAUGGAGGAUGGUACCAUUGAAACCACAUGCCUGGAGCAGUUUGAUCGCAUGAUUCACACCAAUUUACGUUCUCAAUUUUAUUUAUCUUUAAUAUUGGUGCCGGAAUUAUUAAAAACAAAAGGUAACAUUGUGAACACAUCAAGUAUCUGCGGCAUGCGUUCAUUUCCUAACACGCUGGCCUACAACAUAUCCAAAGCGGGUGUUGAUCAUUUCACCCGCUGCGUAGCGCUGGAGCUUGGCGACCGUGGCGUGUGUUGUAAUUGUGUAAAUCCUGGUGUUAUAUAUACUAAUUUACAAAAGCGAUAUUUGGAUGAGAAUGGUUACAAAGAAUUUUUAAAAAAAUCAAAAUAUACCCACGCUUUAGAACGUUAUGGUCAACCAAUUGAAGUGGCAAAUGUAAUAUGCUUUCUAGCAAGUGAUUUGGCCAGUUUCAUCACUGGUCACAAUAUACCCGUAGACGGCGGGAGACACGCUAUGACACCACGCUAAAUUGCAAGCAAAUUCAAACCUAACGACCUUCUUCAAAAUGAUGUGAGUACAAGGUGAAAACCAAUUAAGCUGCGAAGUCGAUUAUCAACAAACAGAAUAUAUACAUAAGUACAUAUGUUAAUCGAAAUGAAGCAACUACAAUGUCUAACAUCUCUGUCUACCCCCUUUUGUGCUCAUGAAUCAGAACAAAUCGCGGAGCAACAGUGCUUCUGAUAUCAGCCAAUAGUACUUAAAUACUUAAGUCGUAUUGUUUUUUAUCUGAUUUAAAUUUUGCCAAUCGAAAAUUCAACAGUAGAAUGGAUUUUAAGGGCAAAGUUGUGAUAAUAACGGGUGCCAGUUCUGGAAUUGGUGCCGCUACUGCAGUGAAAUUCGCUAAAUUUGGUGCCAAGCUGGCAUUGGUUGGACGAAAUGUGGAAAAUCUUAAGGAAACAGCAGCUAAGUGUGAAAAUGAGAACUCAUUGACUCCGUUAUUAAUAAAGGUCAAUCUGGCAGACGAAUCGGCUGUGUCAAAUAUUAUAAGUGAAGUGUUGGGACGAUACGGACAACUUGACGUGUUGGUCAACAAUGCUGGAAUUAUUGAAAAUGGCACAAUUGAGAAUACAAGCCUUGACCAAUUCGAUAGAAUUAUGGACACAAAUGUGCGCUCUGUGUAUCAGUUGACAAUGCUCGCCGUACCUGAGCUAAUUAAAACAAAAGGCAAUAUCAUUAAUACAUCCAGCGUUUGUGGUCUACGAGCAUUUCCCAAUGUUUUGGCUUACAAUAUAUCCAAAUCGGCUAUUGAUCAAUUUACACGUUGUGUGGCUUUAGAGCUUGCACCAAAAGGAGUGCGAUGUAAUUCAGUUAACCCGGGUGUGAUAGUCACCAACUUGCACAAAAGUGGUGGCAUGAACGACGAAGCUUAUGAGAAAUUUUUGGAGCACUGCAAAAUAACUCAUGCGCUUGGACGGGCUGGGGAUGUGGAAGAAGUGGCCAAUGCUAUUUGCUUUUUGGCCAGUGACUUGGCCACAUUUACUACGGGCAUGAAUAUGCCAGUUGACGGAGGCAGACAUGCUAUGUGCCCCAGAUAAAAAAUAAUAGUGACUUUAAAUUAAUGUUUGAAUGAAAAAAUUGUUGUACGAGUAUACCCAGAAACAUACAUAACUAAUAUUAAUAAACUAGUUUACAUAUUUAUUAUGUAUUAUAAAUAUCUAUCUAUAUAAAGUAAAUAAAAUUUUUCAAAGCUGCAUGUGUGUUUUUAAGUGAAGCUUGCUGUAAUAUAUUCGUA
Molecule: messenger RNA, 2317 nt
Organism: Bactrocera oleae (olive fruit fly)
Lineage: Eukaryota; Metazoa; Arthropoda; Insecta; Diptera; Tephritidae
Product: meso-2,3-butanediol dehydrogenase
Molecular function (GO): oxidoreductase activity
Source: RefSeq, a predicted model, not a curated record